AUUGAUGUGUUUUGUUCAAUCAUUUGUCAUCCGUCAAUCGUCUUUGUUUUUUAAUCAUACACUCCCCGCCGUUUACCGCCUCCCACAAUAUGACAAAAAGAAAGCAAAUCAACGAAGAAACUAAUCAUUAAUGUUAAUAUAAUUAUGGCAUAUAAAGCGAGGUUAAAAGAAUUUGACGAAAUUUUACUACAAGAUAUUAUAGACGUAGACGCACUAAAGACACUUUGUUUUCAAGGUAUUCCUGACGAUCAGAUAAAGCGUCCUUUAUGUUGGAAACUUUUGUUAAACUAUCUACCACCAGAACAAAAUAUUUGGGAAACAUGUCUUCAAGAAAAAAGGAACCUUUACAAACAGUUCAUAAAAGAAAUGAUUGUAAUGCCUGGUGAAAAAGAAUCCAAUGGAGAUGUUACAUUUGGUGAUCAUCCUCUAAAUAUCAACCCUAACAGUGAAUGGCAAACUUUUUUCAAAGACAAUGAGGUUUUACUCCAAAUAGAUAAAGACGUUAGAAGACUGUGUCCAGAUAUUUCAUUUUUCCAACAACCUACAGAAUUCCCCUGUAAAGAAAUAGUUGAUAGUAAUGACGUAAAAAGACUGCACACUAGGGUACAAAGAAGUGUUCUCAAAUGUGCCAAUGUUGAAAGAAAGGGAUUGGGAAUUACUAAGAUUGCUCUCUCAUCAAAAAAAGCUAAUGAGGACUAUGCACCUAUGACGGAAGGAAAGGAAGCUCAUUGGGAAGUUGUUGAAAGGAUAUUAUUUUUAUAUGCCAAACUAAAUCCCGGUCAAGGUUAUGUUCAAGGAAUGAAUGAAAUUGUUGGACCAAUAUAUUUUGCAUUUGCUUCUGAUGUAGAUAUAUCAUUUAGAGAGCAUGCUGAAGCCGAUUGUUUUUUCUGUUUCACAAAUUUAAUGUCUGAAAUAAGAGAUUUUUUUAUAAAAAGCUUAGAUGAAUCUGAUAGAGGAAUUAAUGAGAUGAUGAAUAGGUUAUUAAGUCAAUUAAAAAUUAGUGAUUUAGAUGUGUGGCUGAAAUUUCAACAGUUAGAAUUGAAACCACAAUAUUACAGUUUUAGGUGGAUAACACUUUUAUUAUCUCAAGAAUUUCCUUUACCAGACGUACUUAGGAUAUGGGAUUCGUUAUUAUCGGAUAAAAAAAGAUUUAAUUUUCUUUUAUUUGUGUGCUGCGCUAUGAUAGUAAUAUUGCGAAAUCAACUAUUAGAAGGAGAUUUCCCAUCCAAUCUAAAAUUACUUCAAAAUUUCCCCCCUAUGGAUGUACAAAUUAUUUUGUCAAAGGCUGUAGAAUUAUCUCAAAAGAGAAAUUUUAAACUGAAUACUAUACGUUAGAUAAAAGAAAUAUGACAAUUGAUAUUAAAUAAUAUAUGAUUAUCUAAUUAAGCUUUUUAUAUUGAUAAAUUUGUAUAUAUACAUCACAUAUCAUAA
Diorhabda carinulata is the source of this 1431-nucleotide messenger RNA. Its product is annotated as TBC1 domain family member 13. Gene Ontology annotation, biological process: intracellular protein transport; activation of GTPase activity. Lineage: Eukaryota; Metazoa; Arthropoda; Insecta; Coleoptera; Chrysomelidae. Gene Ontology annotation, molecular function: GTPase activator activity. The record is from RefSeq and is a predicted model, not a curated record. The transcript is spliced from 8 exons. Bases 145 to 1335 code for a protein of 396 amino acids.